AUGGACAUCUUAUUCGCUCAGAUCCAAGCGGACCUCCGCUCCAACGAUGCCCUCCGCCAGUCUGGCGCUCUCCUCCAAGCUCUCCAGCAAUCCGCUGCUGGCCGCGACAUUUCCGUCCUUGCCAAAUCUGCCGUCGAAGAGAUCGUCGCGUCUCCCGCCUCCGCCGUCUCCAAAAAGCUUGCCUUUGACCUUAUUCGUUCCACUCGUCUCACUGCCGACCUCUGGGAGACAGUUUGCACCGGCAUCCGCACCGACCUUGACUUCCCCGACCCCGAUGUCACCGCCGCAGCCGUCUCCAUCCUCGCUGCCAUCCCCUCCUACCGCCUUGGCAAGCUCAUCGCCGACUGCAACAAGGAAAUCUCCAACUGUUUCGACUCUCCCAGCGACAACCUUCGCUUCUCCAUCACCGAGACCCUGGGCUGCGUCCUCGCCCGUGAUGACCUCGUUACCUUGUGCGAGAACAACAUCAAUUUGCUGGAUCGCGUCUCUAAUUGGUGGACUCGCAUCGGCCACAACAUGCUAGACAAAUCCGACGUCGUCUCCAAGGUCGCUUUCGAAUCCGUCGGCAGACUCUUUCAGGAAUUCGAAUCCAAGCGGAUGAGUAGGCUGGCCGGAGACAAGCUUGUUGACAGCGAGAAUUCCGUGGCCAUUCGAUCCAAUUGGGUCUCUUCUAUGGUGGAAUUUGUUUGGAAAAAACGGAGUUCGCUAAUGGCCAGGUCCUUGAUUUUGCCAGUGGAGAGUUUCAGGGCAACAGUUUAUCCACUUGUCUACGCAGUCAAGGCCGUGGCUUCAGGUUCAUUACAAGUGAUCAAGAAGCUUUCCAGGUCUUCUAAGAGUGAGAAUGCCAGCACUUUGGAGUCUGUCAAUGCGGAGAGGUUUAUAGGAGUGUCGGAUGUGGUGACGCAUCUUGCUCCCUUCCUUUCUUCCUCGUUGGAGCCUGCGUUGAUUUUCGAGGUGGGGAUAAAUAUGUUGUACUUGGCUGAUGUUCCCGGAGGCAAGCCGGAAUGGGCUUCCGCGUCAACUAUUGCAAUUCUGACUCUCUGGGACAGGCAAGAGUUCUCCUCUGCUCGAGAGAGUAUUGUUAGAGCCGUAGUUACGAAUCUGCAUCUCCUUGACCUUAGUAUGCAGGUAUCUUUAUUCAAAAGGCUGCUUCUCAUGGUGAGAAACUUGAGAGCAGAAUCAGAUCGCAUGCACGCUUUGGCAUGCAUCUGUAGGACUGCUCUCUGUGUCGAUCUUUUUGCAAAGGAAAGUGUUCGAAGAGGUCAAAAGCCUCUUCCAGGGACUGAUAUUGCUUCCCUUUUUGAGGAUGCCAGGAUAAGAGAUGACCUUAACAGUGUAGGAAGUAAAAGCUUAUUCAGAGAAGAACUAGUUGCCAUGCUAGUUGAAAGCUGUUUUCAGCUGUCAUUACCAUUGCCUGAACAGAAAAAUUCGGGCAUGGAAAGCAGAGUUAUUGGAGCAUUAGCUUAUGGAACUGGUUAUGGUGCUUUAAAUUGGACUGAACCAGCUCUGGAAGUUGUUGAAGUGUGUAGGCCAUGUGUCAAAUGGGAUUGUGAAGGUCGAAAUUAUGCCAUUGAUUGCUACUUGAAGUUGCUGGUUCGACUUUGCCACAUUUAUGAUACUAGAGGAGGGGUCAAAAGGAUCAAAGAUGGAGCAUCUCAGGACCAAAUUCUAAAUGAGACACGUUUACAGAACUUGCAACGUGAACUUGUCAGAGAUUUACGUGAGGUGAACACCCCUAGAAUACUAGCCCGUGUUAUGUGGGCUAUUUCAGAACACAUAGAUCUAGAAGGUCUGGAUCCACUUCUUGCUGAUGAUCCUGAAGAUCAACUGAACAUUAUAGUAGCCAAUAUCCAUAAAGUUCUGUUUAACACAGACUCAUCAGCAAGCGCUACAAAUCGGCUGCAAGAUGUUCAGGCUGUUCUUCUAUGUGCUCAGCGACUGGGAUCACGAAAUGCUAGGGCUGGGCAGUUGAUUACUAAGGAGCUUGAAGAGUUCAGAACCAAUGCCUCAGCUGAUUCUGUCAAUAAGCAUCAAUGUCGUUUGAUUUUGCAGAGAAUCAAAUACGUUUCAAGUCACCCAGAGAUCAAGUGGGCUGGGGUGAGUGAAGCUAGAGGAGAUUAUCCAUUUAGCCAUCACAAAUUAACUGUUCAAUUUUAUGAAGCAUCUACGGCCCAAGACCGGAAGCUGGAAGGACUAGUGCACAAGGCGCUUUUAGAACUUUGGAGGCCUGAUCCUAGUGAACUAACAGUAUUAUUGUCGAAAGGAAUAGACUCUACCCGAAUCAAGGUUCCCCCAAGGGCAUGUACUUUGACUGGUAGCAGUGAUCCAUGCUAUGUGGAAGCAUAUCAUUUGUCAGAUCCAAAUGACGGAAGGAUCACUCUGCAUUUAAAGGUUCUGAAUUUGACAGAAAUUGAACUGAAUCGCGUGGAUAUAAGAGUUGGGCUAUCAGGUGGACUAUAUUUCAUGGAUGGAUCUCCACAAGCAUUGCGGCAAUUGCGUGAUCUUAAUUCACAGGAACCAGUGAUCUGCAGUGUGACAGUAGGUGUUUCACAUUUUGAGCAAUGUGCUCUUUGGGUCCAAGUCUUGUAUUACCCCUUCUAUGGCAGUGGUGCUCCAGCUGAUUAUGAAGGGGACUACUCUGAAGAUGAUCCACAAAUCAUUAGACAAAAGAAAAGCCUAAGGCCUGAAUUAGGUGAACCUGUGAUUUUGAGAUGUCAACCUUAUAGGAUUCCCCUGACUGAACUUCUUUUGCCACAUAAGAUUUCUCCAGUUGAAUAUUUCCGCCUAUGGCCUAGUCUACCCGCUAUAAUAGAAUAUACUGGUACAUAUACGUAUGAAGGAAGUGGCUUCAAGGCUACAGCUGCACAGCAGUAUGGGGAAUCUCCUUUCCUUAGUGGUCUGAAAUCUCUGUCUUCAAAGCCUUUCCAUAGAGUUUGUUCGCAUAUCAUCAGGACUGUUGCUGGCUUUCAGUUGUGUUUUGCUGCAAAAACUUGGUAUGGGGGCUUUGUUGGCAUGAUGAUAUUUGGAGCCAGUGAGGUUAGCCGAAAUGUGGACCUAGGUGAUGAGACAACAACAAUGAUAUGCAAAUUUGUUGUUCGAGCUUCUGAUUCAUCAAUUACAAAGGAGAUCGGUUCAGAUCUACAGGGCUGGUUAGAUGACCUUACUGGGGGUGUCGAGUACAUGCCUGAAGAUGAAGUGAAGGUGGCUGCUGCUGAGAGGCUGAGGAUAUCAAUGGAGCGGAUAGCAUUGCUUAAGGCAGCACGGCCUCGUCCCAAGUCUCCCAAGUCUGAUGAGGAGGAAGAACGCGAGAGUGAGGAGGACAAGGAAGACGAGGAGGAUAAGAAGGAAAGUGGGGAGGAAGUUGGCAAGACUAAGGGGCCUACCACAUUGUUCAAGUUAACUCCGGAGGAAGUCGAGCAUCGUGCUCUUCAAGUAGCUGUGCUACAAGAAUGGCAUAUGCUGUGUAAAGACAGGAGUUCCAAAGUUAAUUGAUGACUUAUAUUCUUUCCUAUAGGAAAUUUUUGCAUAAAGAAUUUCUUGUAUUUUGUCCAUACGUAUUAAGAGUGCAAAAAUAUGAUAGGCGAGGCUUUUUUGUUUUCGUGGAUCUGUUAUUUCCUUUUUUGUUUUUUUUUUGUCCUUUUCAUUCGGCGUUCUUCUCUCCCUGUUUAUCUUUGUACCACACCAAUUGGUUCUUCAAUUUCCUCUAUUCGAGGAGUAAUUGUCAAAUUUGGUCUUUUAUGGUUAUAGCUUGACUUCUGU
Coffea arabica (coffee) is the source of this 3759-nucleotide messenger RNA. RefSeq names its product protein TPLATE. Gene Ontology annotation, biological process: endocytosis. The record is from RefSeq and is a predicted model, not a curated record. NCBI's taxonomy places the organism in Eukaryota, Viridiplantae, Streptophyta, Magnoliopsida, Gentianales, Rubiaceae.